AUGUACUUCCAGGGUGACCCUAGGAAUGACUCGUGGAUCUUUGCCCUGGCUGUGCUUCUGUGUAGCAGCUUCGUCUACAACAGCAUGAAUACCAUCAACCACCAGGCCCAGGAGCAGCUGCAGUAUCCUUCCAGGAACCCAACCUCCAUGUGCUAUGGAGUCUUUGGGAAUGGAGGUUUCUCCUUGCUUGUUUUUGGUGGAGCAGAAGGACCCAGAACAAAAGAGAAUGUUUAA
This is a messenger RNA of Pipistrellus nathusii (Nathusius's pipistrelle), 234 nucleotides long. The record is from the annotation of a GenBank genome assembly. Lineage: Eukaryota; Metazoa; Chordata; Mammalia; Chiroptera; Vespertilionidae.